AAAAAAACCAACCAAAUAAGAGACUUCCGUUGCCCAGACAUUCCUUGAUGAAACUUUCGACUCAUCCCUUCGACCAAUCUCUCUCUAAAAACUCCAGGGUUUUUAUUCGGUCGUUGAUUCUUCACAGCUGCACGGUUGAGAUAAUUUCUCUACGCUUUUGGAGAUUUAACUCAGAGAUUGCCCCCAAUGGAAGGUGAAUUAGAGCUAGAGCCAUCAGGUGCUCCAAACCCUUGUGAUACCGAUCCUCUGCUUGACGACCACCAACAGGAUGCACCGUCCUCAUCGUCGUCCGAAUCCAACGAGAUAAGGCAUGAGGAUGUUGAAGCUGGUUUGCUCCCUGCUUGUCGCAUAUGCCUCGAAUGCGACGGCGAGGGAGAUGAUGAAUUGAUAUCUCCUUGCAUGUGCAAAGGCACCCAGCAGUUUGUGCAUCGUUCAUGCCUUGAUCACUGGCGAUCAGUUAAGGCAAGAUUUGCCUUUUCACAUUGCACAACUUGCAAAGCUCAAUAUCAUCUUCGAGUUGAAGAGUUUGAGGACAACACUUGGCGUAAAAUAAAGUUCAGACUUUUUGUGGCCAGAGAUGUUUUUCUUGUAUUUUUGGCUGUACAGACUGCAAUCGCUGCAAUGGGUGGCUUUGCAUACCUUAUGGACAAGGAUGGAGCCUUCAGAAAUUCAUUUAAUGACAGCUGGGAUCGUAUAUUGUCAAAGCAUCCUAUACCAUUCUACUAUUGUAUAGGUGUACUGGCAUUCCUGGUGCUGCUUGGGUUCUUGGGACUCAUACUACAUUGCUCCUCUCUUAAUAAUAAUGAUCCACGCAUGGCUGGGUGCCAGAACUGCUGUUAUGGAUGGGGCGUAUUGGAUUGUUUUCCUGCAUCAAUGGAAGCCUGCUUUGCAUUGGUUAUCGUCUUUGUUGUUAUCUUUGCUAUUCUUGGUAUUGCCUAUGGUUUCCUUGCUGCUACUAUGGCCAUCCAAAGGAUCUGGCAAAGACAUUACCACAUCCUUACAAAGAGGGAACUCACAAAGGAGUACAUAGUGGAGGAUCUCUGUGGCAGUUACACCCCUCCAAAACUGGAUCCAGAACAUGAAGAACGCCUGAAAAUGCUUAAGCUUUUGUGAUGAGGGUUGAAAAAGCUUUUGAGUUAUAAGAUGUAAAAGCUACAAUGUGUAUUUAAUUUCUUAGCAAGUUUUUUUUUUUUUUUUUUUUUUUUUUGAAUCAGAAAAAAAAUGAAAAUGGUUUCAUGUCUUUCUAAACGUUUUUACCAGUGUGUGAACCUUGCCUAGCAAAAUUGGCGACAAAAUUUUGAAAGCAAGGGUAAAUAACAUGAUGUGCAGUUAAACACA
Molecule: messenger RNA, 1338 nt
Organism: Cornus florida
Lineage: Eukaryota; Viridiplantae; Streptophyta; Magnoliopsida; Cornales; Cornaceae
Exons: 7
Coding region: 187-1113 (308 amino acids)
Molecular function (GO): zinc ion binding
Source: RefSeq, a predicted model, not a curated record